Messenger RNA from Xyrauchen texanus (razorback sucker), 4657 nucleotides. RefSeq names its product PHD finger protein 20-like protein 1. Gene Ontology annotation, cellular component: NSL complex. Bases 161 to 3487 code for a protein of 1108 amino acids. The record is from RefSeq and is a predicted model, not a curated record. The transcript is spliced from 24 exons. Gene Ontology annotation, biological process: regulation of transcription by RNA polymerase II. Lineage: Eukaryota; Metazoa; Chordata; Actinopteri; Cypriniformes; Catostomidae.
UGCGCACGCCUGUGUAGUUUGGGUAAAAGUAACUGAGCUCGAACGAACACAAAACACUAUAGGAAUUAAUUGAAAUUCUCUCAAUGAAUUUGCAAAGGUCCAUCCACAGGACGAGAGAGCAUUUGUGUCUGGAGAGAGAUCUGGGAAGAAUACACUCAUAAUGAGCAAGAAACCUCCAAAUCGACCGGGUAUCACUUUUGAGGUUGGAGCCAGAGUUGAGGCCCAAGACUACCUACAGAAAUGGUACCCUUCACGAAUUGAGAAGAUUGAUUAUAAUGAGGGAAAGAUGCUUGUGCAUUUUGAUCGUUGGAGUCAUAGGUUUGAUGAAUGGAUUCUCUGGGACAGCAACAGACUUCGGCCAUUGGAGAGACCAACACUCCGCAAAGAGGGUGUCAAAGAAGAGGAGAUGUCUGAGAGACUCAGCGAGAUGAGACCAUCUCGCCUUCGUGAGCUUCCUGGAAGUACAGAGAGCACAGAGGACCAAAAAGACUUAUCCCAGCAGAGACAAGUAUUAAGAGAUGGUGAGGAAGUGCUUGCUCGAUGGACAGAUUGCCGCUAUUACCCUGCCAAGAUUGAAAGUUUCAACAAGGAAGGCUCUUACACUGUACAGUUUUAUGAUGGAGUAAUUCGCUGUGUGAAAAGAAUCCAUAUCAAGUCCAUGCCUGAAGAUGCAAAAGGACAACAGGACUGGAUUGCUCUAGUGAAGGCAGCCACAGCUGCAGCUAAGAGUAAAGGAGAGAACCGGCCUCGCACAAGUGCCAACAGCAACAAGGACAGAGAGGACAAGAAGGAACAGCGGUCAGAUGAAGAACUUGACAAUGAGGAGGAUGAAGAUACUGAAUCAGAGAAGCUCGCAGCAGACCUGGAGUCAGAAGGUGAGAACAGUAAACCAGCUGCUGAGGAGGUUGAAUCCACUGCAAUGAAGAGGAGAACCAAAAGACAAGGCAGCUUGUGCAGCAGUAAAAGGACUCGUCUUAACAAAGGGACGGGAUGUCCUGACAAUGAGCCUGAAAGCAAAACAGAGCCAAAAGAGCUUCCAAUGACUUCACAGCAGAAAGUGUCAGGAGCAGAAGCUAGUCUACCAGAGGAGAGACCCCAAUCUGCCAGAGCCCAGAAAGCCCCAGCAACACUUUCUACUCCUUCCCCAUGCAAGUCUCGCUCCAGGAGGCUUAAACAUGACUCCGGAGAGUCCACCUCCAGCAGCCAGAACACAGCCACAGCUCCUGAACCCAUUCCUUCACCCAUCUCGACACACACCCUCCCAGACAGCACACACACUGCCCCUCCCAACUCCCCCCAGAGAAGGAGACGAUCUCAGCGUUUAGCAGCAAGCUCUGACCAGACCUGCCCCACCUCACCGCACAUGAGGGAUUCCAUCUCCCACACUCCACCCCCAGAUAGCUCUCAGAAAACUGUUGAAGACCGCAGCACUGCAGUCGAAACUGAAGCUUCUUCCCAAAAGCCAGUUUCAGGAAGCACAUCUGCAGCCCCUCCCAUUGGCAGUGCUCAUUCACCAAUCACAGAGAAGGACAAGAUGACUGACAUGUUGCCUAGUAAUCAGACAUUGCCUGGAGAGAACUCCCCUUCUAUACUGACUGCUGCUGGUCAGAAAGUUCCGUCCAGGAUGCCUAAAGCCAACAAACACACCAGAGAGCCUAUCAUAAAUACCAAGAAGUCUGAUGACCCCACUGCUCCCAAUGAGUCUCAAAUAGACCUGGACCAUAAUAAAUUUAAGUGUAAAGUCCCUGGCUGCUCUAAAGCAUUCCGGAAAGCAAAGCUGCUGGACUAUCACCUGAAGUACUAUCAUAACACAGAGAAAGAAAUGGACACUGAGGUCUGCUCACCAGAGAGGGUGGGCCGCACCAGGGCUACUUCUGCAUCCAUGCCUACAAGCACCCUGUCUGAUAUAACAGACAACAAGAGACGCAGGACCGUCUCCACCUCUUCCUCUCUGUCAUCUCAGGGCUUCAUGCUUCAAAUGGACAGCACUGGCUAUGUGAGGCCUCCUAAGUUCUUUAAGAAGAAACGUUCCUCUGCUUCGGUCAGUUCAGACAGUACAGAGGUGUCCCUACCACCUCCACCCUUUGAGAAUCAACACGACAAGAUUCUCAAGAAGGACAAGCACCUGGAUGCAGCAGGAAUAUGUAUAAAGACUGAGCGGAAAUUCAAACUACAGGAGAAAUGUCAGUUGUUUGUGAAAAAGAGAGAUAAAGACAGGAGGGACAGAAAAGAGAAGGACCUUUUCAGAAUUAAACAGAAGAAAAAGAAAAAAAAGAAGAAGAAAACGAAACAGCACUGUUAUUCAGACCUGGAAGAGAUGUCAAUGGCUUACCUUGAGAGACCAUCUUCCCAGCUACACCGUUCUUCCUCCAGUGCCUUCUCCAAGCACAGCACCUGCCAAUACCCUCGUGCCAUACUGUCUGUCGACCUCACCGGGGAGAACCUGUCAGACAUUGACUUCCUGGAGGACUCGACCACUGAAAGUUUACUGUUCAGUGGAGAUGAGUAUAACCAGGAACUAGACUCUAUCACAAUGGAGGACUUCCAGGAUGAAGAUGAUAAUGGUGCUAAUGAGAUUGUCCGCUGUAUCUGUGAGAUGGAUGAAGAAAAUGGGUUCAUGAUUCAGUGUGAGGAGUGUAUGUGCUGGCAGCACAGUGUGUGUAUGGGACUUUUGGAGGAUAGCAUCCCCGACCAAUACAUCUGUUACAUCUGCAGAGAUCCCCCAGGUCAGAGGUGGAGUGCUAAAUACCGUCAUGAUAAAGACUGGCUCCAAAAGGGUCACAUGUAUGGCCUAUCCUUUCUCACAGAGAACUACUCUCAUCAGAAUGCCAAGAAGAUUGUAACCACUCACCAGCUACUGGCUGAUGUUUACAGUGUUAAAAGCCUUCUCCAUGGCCUUCAGCUCAAGAUGGACAUCUUACAGAACAAACAUAACCCAAGUUUGCACUUAUGGGCUCGGUCUUGGGUGAACUCUGAUGAAGACCAGCCUAUGGGUGGUGUUCCAGACUUCCUACAUUUUAAAGAGCACCUCAACCAGAACUUAAACCCAGAAACCUAUAUCACCAGCGAGCACAGCUACCAGAAACCUCCUGGAACAGGCCUUGAACAUCCUCAAAGGGAUGAGCAGGGAAACCAAACACCCUCACAAACCACACAAUUUAAUGUAAAGGAAGAAGAGGUAAGCAGUGCCAUUGCACUGACUAGCUGUGGAAAUGACAGCAACCUGAGGUCCACGGAACAGGCCAGGAACUGCCUGCAGUGGCAGAUGAACCUGCUUACACACAUAGAAGACAUUCAGAACCAGCUCUCGGGCCGCAUGGACCUCAUCGAGAAAGAGCUUGAUGUGCUGGAGAGUUGGUUGGACUUCACAGGUGAAUUGGAGCCUCCUGAUCCCCUGGCCCGUCUCCCACAGCUCAAGUGCCGGAUCAAACAACUUCUGACGGACCUGGGAAAAGUACAGCAGAUGAGCACCAUCUGCUCUUUGUGAUGCACCUAUACAACACACAUUACAGUGUGUGCUCUGUGCUUCUAUCACCAUCUUCUGUUUCUAAACACACAUGCUCUACAAGUUUGAGGAGAUGCAUUCAUUAAGAUGCUCCUAUUCAGUAGAUGUGUGAGUAACGCGGGACUUAGAAGAGAACAAAAGAGGAAAAUGAUGUGCUUGGCAAUGGACUAUUUUACAAUGCUUGCCACCACAAAGUUUGAGUUAAAGGAACAUUCACGCAUUAUGAAUGUGUGGAACAGGAAGAUGCAAGUGCAUACAUGCCUAGUCCAAAUUAACAUAUUAUCUGAUUAGUUGUCCAUCAAAAUAGAAAGGUCACUUUGGCAGAUUAAUUCUUUUAAAUGUUAACGGAAAGAAAAUGUCUAUUUUUAAAAUGACUGAAGAGAUUGCAUCACACUAAUGGCAGGUUAGCCGGAUAGCGGGUUAUUUUAGAGUUCAUUACAGUUUUGGUGUAAAAAAUGUAAUACUAAAAGCUUCGGCCACUCAAAAGGGGAAUGGUCUCUGAAGUGCCAAAAAACAGACCAAUGUGGUCCAUUUUUUCAGACAUAAUAAAUUGAGUUCAAGAUUUAAAUGUUAUUGAAAUGUUACUUUUUAGUCCAGGUUUAGGCUCAUUUGUGGUCUGAUACACUGGUACUACAGGUUCACAAUGACAGCAGACAUUUCUUCGAAAAUUGUUUUGAUACAAUAAUUCAUGGCAAAUACUUGCUUUCUCUGCAGUCUUGAUGGUUGCUGUAGUAAGUGGCAAGAAAACUAGCUACUCUUACAGCGGGUUAUCCCAUUAGUCCAGAGAUAGGGCACUCUUCUCACUAAGGUCUGUUUAUCAUGUUGAUACUUUGAGUUGCCGUUGAGUAAGCUAAUCCUGAGAUGGAUAUAAAUUCAUAUAACAGAUUAAUUUAGUUCUGUUUUUUUCUGGGGUGGGGUGGGGGGAGGGGUGUAAAUACAGUUUUAUAACUGUAAGAAGACACAAAAACUAAGGCAUAAGAAGACAAUACUUGAAAAUGCCUGUUUAAUCUCAAUUUAUAUUCAUCUGUAAAGAAGUGUUUUAGAUUUAGAUAUAAAACUUGAAGUUUCUUUUGAGAUACCAGCUGUACAUUAAAGAGUUUAUUUAAAGACAUGAUGUAAGUAUCUGUAUGUACAACUUCAUUAAAAAAAAUA